Darwinula stevensoni is the source of this 2061-nucleotide messenger RNA. Lineage: Eukaryota; Metazoa; Arthropoda; Ostracoda; Podocopida; Darwinulidae. The record is from the annotation of a GenBank genome assembly.
AUGCCAGACACCGUGAUUCCAGAACCAUGUGAGGAAUACCACAUCUCAGAAUACUGCAGUCGAAAGGACGAAUGCUUCAAGAUGCACCUUUGUGCGGAUUUCAUCGUGGGAGCUUGCCAGGGGUGCAAGCUAAACCACGACAUCUUGGAUUCACAGUGUGAGAAACUGCUUAAAAAGGCCAAGGUUGAUUUGAGACGAACAAGAAGAGACUUGUGUAACUUUCUGAAGGUGAAAUGGGCUGUAAACCUGGACGAGAUCAAGAAAUGGAAGGCAGAGAGGAAAGAAGAAACGAAGACUUGCUAUGCCAUGUUUCCCCCCGUCCAAUCUAUCACGAAACUGCGUUAUGCCCAUCUCUGGAUAGAGAAAAUGGAAGAAAAGCGCGUGCACAUCCGACACUGCCUGCUUUUCGACUUCGACCUGGGCAUCUCUGCUACUCAGGCGCCCCGUCAUCUGUGUCAGACGGAAGGCCGUGACGCCCCCUCCUUCAACACCUGCCACUACUGGUACAGUCGCUUCCGCUCCGGCGACAGGAGCCUCGAAGACCGACCCAGUGGUCAAUUUCUUCUGAAGGAAAAUUUGGAAUCCGGCGGUAACAAAGGGUGGAACAUGUUCGAGGACUUCAUCAAAACAGAGAAUAUACCAAAGUACAUAUUUUCAUCUUAUGAGGGAGAUGAUGAGGAGGAAGAGGAAGAGGAAGGGGAGGAGCAAGAGGAAAAGGAAACCUUCAAUGUUGCUAUUGAGGAAAACUUCGAAUCCGGCGGUAGCAGAGAGAGGUACAUGUGGGAGGACUUGAUCCCAACAGAAAAUAUACCAAAGGACAUUCCUUCAUCUUAUGAGGGAGAUGAUGAAGAGGAAGAGGAAGAGGAAGGGGAGGAGCAAGAGGGAAAGGAAACCUUCAGUGUUGCUAUUGAGGACUAUGAUGCCUUUCCGGUUGGUUUCAAUAGCCCGGUUACCACUUCUGAAGAAGAGCCAGAAAAAGUGGGCUUCGCGUUCCUCGGAGAAGGCUAUAAUGGUGCACAAGGACGCCCAUCCAACUUGAGAGCUAUAGUCGACAUAUUACACCAGCAUCAAGAAGGUAAAAGAGCCCUUAAAGUAAUGAAGAGCCGACGAGGAGAUCGAGAUGGGGCGAAAGACGAAGAGAUUCCUGGGGGAGAGUAUGGGGAGGAUCGACAGAGAAUCCUGAGAGAAGCGGUCGGCAGAUUUCGGCAAGGAAUCGGGGGUCAGCAUCCCGAGGUGAAACUGUGGGGGGGCUUGGGGUCGUGCUGGGGAGGGAUGGCAGACCGAGUCUUCCUCUUCGCUCGGAAGAAGACGUUCGUCGUGGAAGUGGACGGAGAAACGUCCUGGAGUCUCCCAGAUGAUCGGUCCAUCUCCUCUCUUCCCUUUCUUUCCUCACCUUUCCACGUUUCCUUGUCAACGUGCCUCGUACCAUGCACCGUGCCUGGGAAAGGGUUCUAUCUCUUUGGGGGAAGGUCGGGAGACGGGAAGAGAUCUCUGUCGGACGCUGCCAUGUUUCUUCCCGAGGUGGGAGGAGGGGUCUGGCUUUCUCUGCCCGAUCUCCCGAAGAAGAUGUACGGGGCAGCAGGGACGGCUCUUAAAGAUGGCUCCUUCCUCAUUAUCGGUGGAAGGGAUGGAAGGAAGAAUAAAGUGUUGAAGACGGCAUAUGUGUUUGACCCGCGCAAGGGUAAGAGAUACGACCCCCUCACGGACAUGCCGGAACCGGCGGUAGCGGCAGCGGCGACAGUGUGGAAGGGGACGCAAGUCAUAGUCGCUGGUGGAAUCACAGGGAAGAAACGGGAUAAAGCCUCCUCCGAGGUCAGAGUCUUCGAUCUGAGGGCGAGAGCAUGGGAAACGUCCUCUUCUUCCCCCUGGCCCUGUCUCCGUACCCCAAGGUGGUGUCUCGGCCUGGUGAAAGAUACGCAGGACCGGGUUAUCGCCCUCGGCGGCGGGAAGGGUCUCGCCACUCCUGUCCGAACAUUGGAAGCGUUGGGGGAGGGUGGAUGGAAGGAAUCGCGCCUUCCUCACGCUCUUACUGGCUGCUUCCUUCCUCGGGACCUACUGUGA